AGUUUCCAGAGGUCCUCUUGCGUCUACGGAGAUGUAGGAGAGGAAGGGGACGACGUGAGGUACGACGUCGAGGUGGUUGUUGAACAACAGUCAGUGCAACCCGGCCCCGCCAUUGUCACGUCCUUGUGCAAGUUCAAGCGGAGCUCCAAUUGCCUGGCUGUGUCACAGUCCGUCACGGGCGCUACACCGCAGUUAUCAGCGCGCCAAUGACGCGCAGGCUGUAACGCGUUAGUCACGCUUGCUAUCGUCUACUACGACGACCAGCUUCACUCUACCACCGACCAUGACCUCGUUAAUCAGUUCUUUGCUCUGGGGGACCUCUCAGCUCGACGAUGCAGUUGACAGGGCCACUUCGGAGUUGCUUCCGUCUGGGGCAGAGGACAUUGCACUUAACCUAGAAAUAUGUGAUCAGAUUCGUUCAAAAUCGGUUUCGCCAAAGGAUGCAAUGCGGGCAUUGAGACGUCGUUUGAACCACAAGAAUCCCAACGUGCAAUUGCUGGCACUUGGUCUCACAGAUGUUUGCAUCAAGAAUGGCGGGGACGCUUUCCUCUCCGAGGUUGCUUCACGCGAGUUCAUGGACAAUCUUGUUUCUAUUCUGAAAAUGCCAGGUCUCAACCAUGAUGUCAAGAACAAGAUUCUGAGACUGGUCCAAAAUUGGUCUAUUGCCUUCGAAGGUAAAGCCAAUUUAAGCUACGUUGGGGAGGUAUACAGGACUUUGCAGCGUGAAGGAUUCAACUUCCCUCCGAAGGAUCCGGCGGUGGUUAGUUCAGCUAUGGUAGACACUCAGACAGCCCCAGAAUGGAUAGACUCUGACGUCUGUCUGCGAUGUCGAACCGCCUUCACUUUCACUAAUCGCAAGCACCACUGUCGAAAUUGCGGGCAAGUCUUCGACCAGCAGUGUUCGUCCAAGUCGAUGGCACUGCCCCAUUUCGGAAUUACACAAGAGGUUCGGGUUUGUGAUACUUGCUACACGAAGUUGAAUAAGAAGCACAAAUCACAUCGCGGUUCCCAAAGUCUAUCAUCAUCUCGCCACCGGUCUGCCCAAGAGUUUGCUGAUGCAGAGUUGCAACGUGCGAUCCAGUUAUCACUUCAGGAAGUAGGCGCAGCUGGUGGUCAUCGUCCAGGAUAUGUGCCGUCUCCCUCUCCAUGGCAAACUUCCGAACCUCCGUUGGUGGAUCGUCGUACGUACCCCUCCCGAACAUCUUCAAUAGUACAGGAGGAGGAUGAAGAUGACCCGGAUCUCAAAGCUGCGAUCGAGGCUAGCUUGCGCGAAGCUGGGGCGCCCAAACCCAGCGCACCGUUGAGUAUAGAGACUCCUCGAGCAGAGGAACCGGGCUACUCGUAUGCUCAAUCAUACCCGCCUUCCGCUGCAACGCCCAAGCCCACUGUCCCGACGUUACCAAAUUAUGAUCUGGAACCAUUGGAAGAGGAUGCUAUCUUAACAUUCAGUCAGACGGUCGAGCAGGUGCAAGCGCAAGGCGGACGGGACUUGUCACGAUAUCCUGCUGUUACGGAACUGUAUGAUAAGGCCAAUGGAUUGAGGCCUAAAGUCGCUAUGAGCUUAGGUGAUGCUUCGCGGAAAGAAGGUAACUGCUCACCGAGAUGCAUGAGAAGCUAUCACAGGCAGUCCGGUUAUACGACAAGCUCUUGACGGAGCAGCUGUCGCAUCCUCGUUGGCGAACUGGUCCUGUUGCGUCAACAAGUACCCAACCUGUUAGCUCUCCGUAUACACCUCAAUAUCAGCAACCACAAUACUCUCAAUGGGCUGCAUCUCCUCAAGCUCCGGUGGCUUCUCCUCCUAUACAGACACCGGCGCCACCUUCAUAUCUUGCACCUCAGUCACCAGUCCACACCCAGCAACCACCGACUACGAAUGGUGUCUACGUCGCCUCCUCUCCUCCUCCCGCCGACACUUAUCAACCCAUGUAUCAAUCGCCUGCUAAUGUACCACAGCAACCAUCCCCCGAGCUGGCUCACCAUCCUCAACAACCACAAUACUCUUCUGCACCGCCUCUGCAGUAUCAGAAUGUGGCCCCACCACCCCCAUCAGCUGCAUCCGUACAAACACCUCCACCACCAGUUUCUCAGCCGCAGCAGUACUACCAGUCCGUUCAGUCCCCACCUCCUUCGUCAAAUCUUCAACGGCAUCAUACUGUUGCAUCACAUACUCCUUCUGCUCCCCAACCUGGUCCCUACGGUCCGCAGAAGACGCUGGCUCGAUCUAACACCAUGGGGCAUUCACCGCAACAGCUUUUGCACUUGCAGCAAACAGCGGUUCCUCAGCAACUACCCAACUUCCCUGCCGUGCCUGCAUCACCACCACAAGGUUAUCAAACAUAUGCGCAGCAGCCGGAACCGGAGAGGGAGGCGUUGUUGAUUGACCUGUAGUUUAGGAUCGUUGUAUUGUUCGUUAUGUCAUGACAGGAUUCUGGAUGUUUUUGUACGAUUCUUUAUAUUUGAAAAUAUGAAGACGAUGAGAUUAC
Molecule: messenger RNA, 2483 nt
Organism: Somion occarium
Lineage: Eukaryota; Fungi; Basidiomycota; Agaricomycetes; Polyporales; Cerrenaceae
Source: the annotation of a GenBank genome assembly